AUGCUCACAAUUAAUAUCAAGGUUUGUACUUUAAUCAAAAUUUUAUUGAAAAUAGUAGUAGACAUUUUGUAGUGUCAAAAAUUAACACGUUAAAACUCCAUUCCAUUAAAAAAACAUCUAAAUUAUUUUUUCUCAUUGAACCAUACAAGUGCACUAUAUUAUUAUACUAAAAAUACACUUGGAGAUAAUACUUUUACUUAUAUUAUUGUAUUACACUUAGUAGUGAACUAAAUGACUAUAGUUCAAUGGUUUUCCUUUAUAUUUAUAAAAUAUCACUACAACUGAUAUAAUAUUUUGUUUUAUUACUAACUAUUUGUCUGUUUGUCACGAUGGAACAAAAUAUAUUAUUAAAUCUCCAAUUAUCUAUUUGUAGUAAUAGUUAAUCAUUACUUACAUAAUCAUUGCUUAGAUACCCAUUAAAUUUCUGUCUAUAGCCUAGCUUCCCAGCUUCCGACCUACAAUAGUGGCUGUACUCAUGCCGAUUAUCCUCGCCAUUAUCCUAGAAUAACUUUUUAUCAUUAUGACUUAUAUUCCACCCCCUUCCGAGUUACUCGAAAUGUUUAAUCUCCCCCUGUUUAUUAAUAUUACAUUUUCAAAUUUCAAUUAGAUAAACUUUUUUGUUAUCUUAAAUAUAUUAUGUUUGUAUCAUAUACAGAGUAUAUGAUUUGAUUUUACAUUUGAUUAUCUUUAUUAAUUCAGGAGAUGUUGCAAUGAGUAUAGCCUUGUGGUAUACUGUAAAUAAGCAUUCAGUAAGAAAUUGUCUAAUUUAUAAUGUAAACUAUAUAAGAACUAACUGUAAAGUCAACUACUUUCUAGUUACUUUGUUUUAUAUUAUUAAGAGGUAUAUCUAGGGUAAAUACCAUAUUGUUUGUUAUUGUUAUAUUUAUUAUAUUGUUAUUACAUAUGUGAAUUAGUAUCUGUGCACUGUGCAAAUUAAAUAUUUCAUCGUAUUUCAUUUUAUACAUAUAUCUCAGAUUAUAAUUUACAUGAUUCAAGAGGACACCACACCGAUAUCUACUGUCUGUCUUACAAAGGCAAGACUUAGCAAAUUUGCAUUCAGUAGGACACAAUUUGACACAUUGUGCCAUUAGUUUUAAUAUUAAAUUUAAUUGUCCUAUUACCAAAAUUAAUGGUAAGACAAUCGUCUAUAUAUAUGCCUGUAUGUGCUCUAGCAUUGAUAAUCUUUUUAAUAUUUGUAAUUUCAAAUGAGGUAUAAGUGUAUUAAAUAUCCAAAUUUAAAAAUUAAAACUAAAAAUAAAAAUAAAAAUUGUAAGAUGAGACAGUUGAUUUCAGUUUGGCGUUCUCUUAAAAUAAAGAGAUAUUAUUUUAUCAACUUUAAAUGUAUAAUACUUACUUUUUGUUCAUAACUGUUUCUUUUCCAAGGUAUUUUCAAAAAGAUACCUUGAAAUGUGAAACAUUGUAAGUACAAAAAUGAAAGUGAAAAAUUCGGAAUUUAUAUUAGUAAAAUUAUAAUUCCAUGACAUGAAUAUUCCCUAUGAAUAGAAAGGUAUCUAUAAUUAUGCAGCUGACUGUUAUCACAUUCUCUUUUAGUUUAUUAGUAGUAUGGUUAAUUGAUUGUAUACUUUUUUUUGGGGAGGGGGGGUGGAUCUUUGUGGGAUAUAAGUAAUGUUAUUGUUUAAAAUAAUUACCAUAGUGUUGGAAAUUUACUAAUGAACUUUAUUUUCUUUAGAUUAAAGACUGUUAAAAAAGCAAAAAGAAUAAAGCUAUUAAGGUAUAUAUUUUUUCUGAGUAAAAAAAUCAUUAAAUUUGAAGAUUUAUUAUUAAAGAAUGAUACACAAUAAUUACUUAUUGUGAUUCUUUUUUAUAUUUAUUAUAUAUUCUGAUAUAAUAUAUGUUCUUUAAUUUAGAGAAGUCCGAAUUAAUGUAAAUUUAAGUAAUUUUUCAAGUUUAGAAAAUAUUUCACUGAUAUUGUAUUUGUAUAAUAGUUAAUUAAACAUACUUUUAGGAAAUCCAAAUGGAAAUAUUAUCACCCAAAAAAAAGAAAAAGAACAAUGAAAAUGUAGUGUGGCAUACAAAUCAUGGUGAACAAUUAGAAAAAGAUAUUGCUACUGAAAUUAUGUAUAACAAUUGAAAUGAUGAAAUCCACAUAUGUGAUUGUGAUUAUUGUAAAAAGUCAUAUACAUUUAUUUCUUCUUUGAAUAAACAUAAAAAGAAGGGUCAUAGUGUUAAAAAAGGUUUGUAUUUUUAAGAAUAAAUUAUAUUUUUCUAUAGUUUUUUUUUAUUAGUUAUAUUAAUAUCUUUAUAAAUACUUUCGUUUUUUUUUUUUUUGAUGAAAGAUAUUUUAUAAUUAUCAGUGUUUAUAACUCAUAACUAAAAAAAAAGGAUUUUCGAAUCAUUUUUAAAAAAAUUCUUAUUUUUCUAAGGAACCCCUUUUAGAAUUCAAUUUGGCACACUGCUAAUAUUAUAAAAAUACUUCACCCUAUCUUGGAAUUUAAAAUUUGGUAUUUUCUUUAAAUCUUAAAAUUAUAAUAAUAUUUAAUAAUCUGCAAAAUUUCAUGGUUAUAUGAAAUAUAAAUACUAAUAUUUUAAUGUUAUAUUUGAACUAACUGAACCCCUUUAAUAAAUACAACUUUUAUGGUUUAAUCAAGAAACAGUUGCCAUUUUUAUUUUCUCUAAUAUUUUAUUUAUAUAAAAAAAGAAGACAUUGAUACUAAUAGUUAAUAAUGUUAAAUGUAGUUUUUUUUUUCUAAAUUUAAAUUUGAAUAGCAAAUUUGGAUGAAAAUUAUACUUUUUAUGGCCUUCAAAAUAUGUAUAACAUGCAAAAUGAAUAAAUCCUAUCUUCUCAACUUCGCACCUACAUUAGUGGUUCAAUCAUCUCAUAUAUCAGUGCUUUUUUAAAAAAAUUUAUAUCAUUAUUGUACAUUUAAUUUUUAUCUUAUACAUUUAGAUGUGUUCAAUACUAAAACUGAUACAAAACCUACACAAGUUAAUCAAAAUACAUUACUGUAAGUAAAAUAAAUUUUACUAAAUUUUAAUAAUGUUUAUUUAGUUUAUUUUUUUCUUUAUACAUUGUUCUUUUUUUUUCGGGGAGCUUAUACUACUCUACAAGUUAUGCUGUCAUCACAAUUUAGAACUCUAUUCAAUCUUGAAUUAUGUUUCUCUACUCUCCAGUACUAUUCCCUUUAAAUCCUUCCAGACCACAUCCAUCUAACUAGGAUGUUGUUGCUUUAAUUAAACUAUUGUCCUUUCUACAUUUUACAUGCUCAAGCUGUUCGAUUCUCUGGCUUCUUAUGUAGUCUUUUAUUUGAGUCAUCCCUAUUUUCUCUAACACUACUUGUAUUCCUAUCUAUUUUCGGCUUGCAUAUUACUCUAUAAAUUCUAUUCUCAAAGGCAUUAAGUUUUUGAUAUGAUUUGCUCAUAGUUAUCUGAACACUCUUAUGUGGGUCCACAUAAGACCCUUAUUAUCUCUUAUUAUCUUUUAUUAUUAAUAAUAAUAACUUAUUAUCUCUGUGUAUAUUCUAAUUUCGACCUUGUCUGACAGAAUUUUUACUUGGAGAGUUUAGAUAAUGUCAUAUAUGCUCUUUUACUCUCCAUGGUAUUAAAAUGUAUUAACUUUUUAUAGUUCCAUUAAUCUGAGUCCAUAAUGUGUGUUGUAUUAAAUGAAAAUUUCAUGCAUUUUUGUUUUUCUAUGUUUUUUCUUACAAGACUUACUAUUCCAGUGGCUUCUUCAAAAAUGUUGACUACUCUUUCUGCAUCAACCAUAGUGUUGUCCAAUAUGUUAAAUCUAGGAUAUCCUAGUUGAUCAAUAAUCCUAUGUUGAUCAACUUCUAUUCCAGUUGCUAUUUUUAUAUAUUUCUGACUGAUCACUACAGUGUAAUAUUGAAAAGAAAUGAAGAUAUCAUAUCACCUUGUUUUAACUCAGUUUCUACUGUCAUAUCAUGAGACAUAGUUGGAUCCAUACUGAUUCAGUACUGUAAAUUUGUUCUAUGGUUGAUCUUUUUUUGUUAGUACACUUUGUGCACUAAAUUUAAAUUUACUCUGUAAUUUCUGCAUUCAAAGUUGUCACCAUUUUUAUGAACAAGUUUAAUUUCACAUAUUAUCAUUUGAAAGUUGAAUUAAAGAUUUGUUUUUCCCAAUAGUGUUAAAGAAGUUUUUUAUUCUUGUCAGCUUCUUCCAGUAUCCCAUUUAUGAACUAACUCUUUUUUUUUUUUUUGUGCUGGCUAUCCAUAGUUUUUCUUGUAAACAAAAUAUCCUACAUUGUAAAUAGAUAAUAUUAUUUUUCACUAAUUAAUUUAAGAAUGAUUUAAAUAGAUAAAUAAAUGAUAGUAAUCUACAAAUUUGACUUUUACAAUUUAAUAUUUUAAAAUACAAAAAAAAUUUUUGUUGACAGUUUAUACAUUUGAUUAUUAUUUUGGUUUUUUUGUGUUCAUAGAUUAGAAAACAAAUGUAAGAAAUUGAAGAAGAAAAAUCAAAAUUCUAAUAAGGUUUGUAUUUGAAUUUUGGGAAAAUAUAAUUUUAUAGAUAAUGUUUAGUUACUAUAAUAAUACUUUUUAAAUCCUAUUCUACUAAGUUAAUUGUGUAUAAUUUAGUAAUUAAGUACUUGUACAGAAGAAAAUAGUGUUUACUAGUAACUUCAAUAAUUGCAAAAAUUUGAAGUGGCCCUUAUAUGUUCAGUUGGUAUUUUUGUUAAUAGUUUUAAUAGUGUGAUAAAGACCAUAUGGAAAAUUUGUCUUAAUUGAUUUAGAAAUUUGUGUUUAAAAUGUACAGGUUAGAUUUUAUAUUAUUUAUUUAUACUUAUGUUAAAAAAUAAUUUUCUAGUUGUUGACAAUAAACAAUACAAUAUCAAUAAAUGAUAUCUACACAAUUGAAAAGAAUGAUGAUAGUAAAAUAUACAAGGGUAUUUUUAAACCACCAUCAACAGGGUUUUCUGAUUUUAAUGAAAACAAGAAUCAGUCUCAUAGUACCAGUUAA
Cinara cedri is the source of this 4932-nucleotide messenger RNA. The record is from the annotation of a GenBank genome assembly. Lineage: Eukaryota; Metazoa; Arthropoda; Insecta; Hemiptera; Aphididae.